AUGACUAGUCAACAAACAACGGCCGGAGCUCAAGGCGGCCUAAACCAGCCAGGCCCGGCGCCAGGCACGGCAGGGCCACACCGUCACGAUAUAAUCAACAAGCUGGAUCCUACCGUCGACAGCCAAACUGGGGGCGCCCAGGUCCUGGCGUCAGGGAUGAAUACAUCAGCGCGAGGAGCUACCGCCGCACAGCCGCCUGCUGCCCAGGCCGCUGCCCAUGUUGAAGGCGGCAGCAACAAGAAUGAGCCAAGACACAUCUCCCGCAUGGGCAACGUUCUCGAUCCGCGGGUAGACAGCAGCAAGAUUCCAGAGAGCGGCCUGGGAGAGCGCCAGGCUCCCGGAGCUUCCACCACAUCGUCAGCCAACGCUCCAGAGGGCACGCAUGGACCGCACUCGACUCGAAUGGCAAACACUCUGGAUCCCCGCGUCGACUCUGACCUUUCCGGCAACAAAGGGGGCGUGCCAGCGCAGGGCCAGGCUACUGAGGCGCAGCCUGCCCCUACCACGACCGGUCCGCAUACCACCGACACGAUGAACAAGCUGGAUCCGACUGUGGAAAGCCAAUCUGCCCAGCCGCAGGCGCCACAUAGAUCUGUCUAA
Metarhizium robertsii ARSEF 23 is the source of this 600-nucleotide messenger RNA. RefSeq lists its product as uncharacterized. The transcript has a single exon. Lineage: Eukaryota; Fungi; Ascomycota; Sordariomycetes; Hypocreales; Clavicipitaceae. Bases 1 to 600 code for a protein of 199 amino acids. The record is from RefSeq and is a predicted model, not a curated record.